Messenger RNA from Amoebophrya sp. A120, 1309 nucleotides. The record is from the annotation of a GenBank genome assembly. NCBI's taxonomy places the organism in Eukaryota, Dinophyceae, Syndiniales, Amoebophryaceae.
GUCGUUUUGAACCUGGUAUUAUGUUGAGCUGGCAGCUUCAGCAUCAUGUGCGAGUGGUAGAACUAGAUAAAAAAGUCAAAACAAGGUUCAUGUAGUUGAGUAGUUUUGAUCUCAUGCGGAAAAUGCCAUCGUUUCAAAAGGCCCCCGCAAUUCUGCUGUUUUUCUUUCUACUUUGCGGCCAAGAUGAGUUUCAUUUUGCCACCGCGCUGCAGCUUACGCUAGGUCGGCAUCGAAGAGUGCAAAAAUUGGGGAAACUCGCGACUCGGGUGCAACAGAGGAAACUAGCAUCUUCCCAGAGAACAGGACCGAUGCUGUCGCAGUUGCCCGCUUCGUCCAAAAAGCGCGACUGCUUCUCGCGCUCCUGCGACCUUUUUUUCCGGGACAUGAGCGUCGCGGCCGAACUGCCCGCCCGCCGGGCGCGGGACUGCAACGACGACACGGGGCACAUUGUUGGGAUGGUGGAGGCCGGUUUACGUUUCGGACUGGCUAUCCCGCUGUUUGUCUGGGACUGCGCGUGCGGGGCGGUUUCGCAUGUCGUCGGGCUGAACACGCGCCGACGCUACGGGCUGACGGAGUGGGGCAGAAAUUGCGCUUGCUGAGUCCUCCGCUGCAUCGCGGAAAGCUGUCCUACCGCGGCCAUGCCGGAAAGGGAGAAAACGAGAAUAGUGAUAUAUUGCAGGAGUUGUUCGUCUUCGAGCUUGAGCAUGUGUUUCGUCUUGUCCUGUAGAAAAAAAAAUGGGGUAGCUGAACAAGAUUUGAUUUACUUCAUAAGUUUGUUCAUGGUAUGAAAAUUGGUUUGCCCUUGCCGCCUCAUUCCACCCGUAGCAUCCUCUUCUUGUAUGUAAGCGGUGCAAUAUCAAAUUGACAAUGUCGCGAUUCGAUCUUUCGUUGUAUGAUAGAUAGAUUCAUCGUCAUCCAGCCUUCUCUGGCUCCUGAAAACGAAAAGAUGUGGUUUCUGAAAGUACAGCUACAGAGAGAGACACAUCACAGACAACAUACACCCAAAUUACCAGCGAUGUAGGAGAAUUACUGAGAAUGAGUUACUAAUAUCUAACUUGCUGGUUAUGGUUUUGCAUCGACGCUGAAUUUGACGUGUUUCUGUGGCCCAUGAAUUACCUAGCAUGUUUGAGCCCUUUUUGUGAACUUAACAUUUUGUGGUUUGCAAAAUGCAAAGACAACAAGCAUCCUUUAAUGAACAAACGAGGCCACUACAUCAACGUGAGAGGUUUCAACUUGGUUUAGUUAAUCUUGUUCCGUAUUUCCGUCUGGUUUUAUUCUGUGUUUCACCAGUUCCCCCAAGCGCAAAAAA